This is a messenger RNA of Chanos chanos (milkfish), 2190 nucleotides long. RefSeq names its product MORC family CW-type zinc finger protein 3-like. Gene Ontology annotation, molecular function: ATP hydrolysis activity; zinc ion binding. NCBI's taxonomy places the organism in Eukaryota, Metazoa, Chordata, Actinopteri, Gonorynchiformes, Chanidae. Bases 1 to 2190 code for a protein of 729 amino acids. The transcript is spliced from 14 exons. Gene Ontology annotation, cellular component: nucleus; PML body. The record is from RefSeq and is a predicted model, not a curated record.
AUGGCAGCACAGACAACUUUAAAUAUACCUGUUAGCAAGAUCAGUCCAAAAUACCUGCAUUCAAAUUCAACCAGCCACACCUGGGCCUUCAGCGCCAUUGCUGAGCUUAUCGACAAUGCAUAUGACCCAGAUGUGGGAGCAAAGAACUUCUGGAUAGAUAGGAAAGUGAUCAAAGAAAAGGUCUGCCUCACUUUUGGUGAUAAUGGAGUUGGCAUGGACUAUGAAAAAAUGUACAAGAUGCUGAGUUUUGGCUUCAGUGAGAAGGAGGAAAUAAAUGGUCAUGUUCCAGUAGGUCGCUAUGGUAAUGGGUUCAAGUCAGGCUCUAUGCGACUGGGGAAGGACGCCAUUGUGUUUUCAAAGACCACAGAGACCAUGUGUGUGGGCCUGCUCUCCCAGACGUACUUAGAGGAGAUAGGAGCUGAGAACAUCAUCGUUCCAAUAGUCACUUUUACAGGCAGUGGGAAGAACCAGAUCCAAGCCUCCCCAAAGCAUGCAGAUUGUCUGAGGGACAUUCUGAAGCACUCUCUGUUCCACAAUGAAGAAGAACUGCGCCAACAAUUCCAGGCAAUCAGUAAACGGAGCCAGACGUAUGAGAAAACGGGAACAUACAUCAUCAUCUGGAACCUCCGCAAAACAUCAGAAAGGCCAACAGAGUUUGACUUUGAUGAAAACCGUUCCGAUAUCAGGAUCCCAGCAGAUGAGUAUGAAAACAAGAAAAAGACCUUCACAAAACCAGACCGUGUCUUGCAGUCCGUCCCUGAAAGUGACUACUCUCUGCGGGAAUACUGCAGCAUUCUGUACCUGAAGCCCAGGAUGCAGAUCAGCAUUCGGGGAAAGCCGGUAGUGACGCAGCUCGUCGCCAAGAGUCUGGCGUUCACCAAAAGGUUGUACUACAGUCCCAGCUGCCUUCCUUCUAAACGUGUUUCAAUCAUUUUUGGGUUCAACACCAAGAGCAAAGAACAUUAUGGUUUCAUGAUGUACAACAACAACCGACUGAUUAUAUCCUACAAGCGUAUUGGCUGCCAACUCACGUCCAAUGAUGAGGGAGUGGGAGUCAUUGGUGUGAUCGAGUGUGAUUUCCUCACACCAACACACAAUAAGCAGGACUUUGAUAACACAGACGAUUACAGAAGAGCCAUUAAAAAUAUGGAGACAAAAUUGAAGCAAUACUGGAAAAACAUAUACGAUGAGAAGAAUUCAGGGGAUCCAAACAACUCUGUACCUGUGGUGGACAUGGUGGAACAUCCAGACCAAAUCUGGAAGCAGUGCAGCCAAUGUUUUAAGCAACGGAGAUUGCCAGAUGACACUGAUCGUGACCAGAUCCCUAACAUAUGGUUCUGCAUCUGGAACCAGUUUAGCUCUUGUGAUGUUCCAGAAGAGCAAGAAGAUUCAGGCGAUGAGAGCCAGACCCACCUGAAACAGCAUCCCAGGAAAAAGAAUGGUCACAAGGUUGUCCAAAAAGGGACAGGGGCAAAAAGAGCCAAACAAAGUGAGUUUGGUGAUGAGAGUACCUCUGAGGCACCUUCAACAUUCACCUCAACGCCAGCACCUCACAACGCUUCAACGCCAAUCAACUCUGAAAAUGACGAUGAUGAUGUGGUUGAGGUGGAGCAAACCCAGUGUGACGACAGCAUGAUGCAUACAAAUCAGGAGCGGAGAAGGGCAAAGAGAGUUCUUACUUUUUCCAAAGAAAAUAAGGAGGUGAAGAGAAGCAAAGGGAGUGAUGGUGGCCACGCUGAUAUCUCUGAAACACCUCCGACGCUCAGGUCAAUGUCACAGCUUCACAUAACAUCAGUGUCCCUCAGCACUGUCAAUUAUGGUGAGGAGGAGCAGAAUGGGUGUGAUGACGGCCUUAACGAUGGACAGAAGGAGCAGAGUGAGAGUGAAGACGGCCUUAGAGUGAGACAGGAGGAGCACAGUGGGUAUGACGACAUUCUGAGGGAGAGGCAGGAGGAGCAGACAAUGUCCUGUGAAGAGCUGGACAAACUCUUCAGUCUGGGGCAGAGCUCACUCCUUAGCAUGAAACAGCAGCAGGAGUUACUGAAGCUACUGAAGAUAACGCGCCAGGAGAAAGACAAUCUCCAGAAAAAAAUAAACACUCUCACACAACAGCUAGAACAGCCUCAGAGUAGAAACAUGAGAGAGACCUGUGACAAAAACACACAGACAGACAGAAGUGAGACAUAUUGA